CACCCUGGUUGGUUCCAGUGUGACAUCCUGCCUGCCUAAGGGAGGAAUUAUGAACGAGGACCUGAGCUGUAGACAAGUAACACGCAGAAGCCACAAGUUUUUGUAAGAACCAGGUCUACACACAACCCAAGCCAGAGCAAUGGCAUUAUCAUUGGAAGAAUUUGUUCACUCUCUUGACCUGAGGACCCUCCCCAGGGUCCUUGAAAUCCAGUCAGGCAUCUAUUUUGAAGGCUCUGUUUACGAAAUGUUUGGAAAUGAAUGCUGUUUGUCAACAGGAGAAGUGAUUAAAAUCACUGGUCUCAAAAUUAAGAAGAUUAUAGCUGAAAUUUGUGAGAAUAUUGAAGGUUGUGUGUCUCCAGAACCAUUUGAACUGCCUAUGAAUUUUCCAGGUCUCUUUAAGAUUGUGGCUGAUAAAACUCCAUACCUUACUAUGGAAGAAAUUACAAGGACCAUUCAUAUUGGACCCAGUAGACUAGGGCAUCCUUGCUUCUAUCAUCGGAAGGAUAUAAAACUAGAAAGUUUCACCAUAAAACAGGGUGAAAAAAUUAUGCUCAAUUCAGUUGAAGAGAUUGAUGGAGAAAUAAUGGUGAACUGUGGAGUAAUAAGGAAUCAUCAACAUCAUUCAUUUACUUUGCCUUUGGCACAAGAAGGAGAAUUCUACGAGUGUGAAGAUGAACAUAUUUAUACCCUAAAGGAGAUUGUUGAAUGGAAGAUUCCCAAGAACAGAACGAGAACUGUGAGACUUACAGAUUUUUCAAACAAGUGGGACUCCACAAAUCCAUUUCCUAAAGACUUUUAUGGUACUCUGAUUCUCAAGCCUGUUUAUGAGAUUCAAGGUGUGAUGAAAUUUCGAAAAGGUAUAGUCCGCCUUCUCCCCAGUUUAGAUGUUGAAGUCAAAGAUAUUACUGACUCUUAUGAUACAAACUGGUUUCUUCAGCUGUUAUCUACAGAAGAUCUGUUUGAAAUGACCAGCAAAGAGUUUCCUAUAGUGGCUGAAGUCAUAGAAGCACCUCAAGGAAAUCAGCUGUCCAGAAGUGUUUUAAAGCCUGGAAAAACCAUCAUGAUCCACAAAAAGUACCAGGCUUCAAGGAUCUUAGCUUCGGAAAUCAGAAGCAAUUUUCCUAAGAGACACUUUUUGAUCCCCACUAGCUACAAAGGCAAAUUCAAGCGGCGACCUCGGGAGUUCCCAACUGCCUAUGACCUAGAGAUAGCUAAGAGUGAAAAGGAGCCUCUGCACGUGGUGGCCACCAAAGCCUUUCAUCCUCCUCAUGAGGAGCUGUCCUCUGUAUCCGUCGGGGAMCAGUUUCUAGUGCAUCAUUCAGAGACAACUGAAGUCCUCUGUGAGGGAAUAAAAAAAGUGGUGAACGUUCUGGCCUGUGAAAAGAUCCUCAAAAACUCCUAUGAGGCAGCCCUACUCCCUCUGUACAUGGAAGGAGGUUUCGUAGAGGUGAUUCAUGACAAGAAACAGUACCAGAUUUCUGAGCUCUGUAAACAGUUCCGCUUGCCCUUCAAUGUGAAGGUGUCUGUGAGAGAUCUUUCCAUCGAAGAGGACAUUUUGGCAGCUACCCCGGGACUGCAGCUAGAGGAAGGUAUCACAGACUCUUAUCUACUCAUCAGUGACUUUGCCAACCCCAAGGAAUGUUGGGAAAUUCCUGUUGGUCGCUUGAAUAUAACUGUUCAGUUAGUUAGGMAUUUGUCUAGGGACACAGGACCACUUUUAGUCAGGGCUCUGGUGGAAGAGAUUACUGAAGAACAAUAUUACAUGAUGAGGAGAUAUGAAAGUUCUCUCUUGCACCCCCCACCCCGCCCUCCCAAACAUCCUUCAGUGGAGGAGAUGAAGUUUACCCUGCUCAAUUUAGCAGAAGAAAGGACAGUGGAUCUGCCUAAAUCUCCCAAGAGUCACCAUGUAGACGUGUCCAAGAAACUUCACUCAAAUCAAGCUGGCCUGGAUUCAAGAGUACCAGUUGGUUGUCCGAAUGAUUUGGCCAAUGUGGAGAGAGAGAAGAGCAAGCAGGGAUCCCGGCAAUAG
This is a messenger RNA of Urocitellus parryii (Arctic ground squirrel), 2029 nucleotides long. It is a transcript of the gene Themis, whose product is annotated as thymocyte selection associated. Gene Ontology annotation, biological process: T cell receptor signaling pathway. NCBI's taxonomy places the organism in Eukaryota, Metazoa, Chordata, Mammalia, Rodentia, Sciuridae. The record is from RefSeq and is a predicted model, not a curated record. Gene Ontology annotation, cellular component: cytoplasm; nucleus.